Cydia splendana is the source of this 2203-nucleotide messenger RNA. RefSeq lists its product as uncharacterized. Gene Ontology annotation, biological process: DNA integration. Gene Ontology annotation, molecular function: nucleic acid binding. The transcript is spliced from 4 exons. NCBI's taxonomy places the organism in Eukaryota, Metazoa, Arthropoda, Insecta, Lepidoptera, Tortricidae. The record is from RefSeq and is a predicted model, not a curated record. Bases 89 to 2203 code for a protein of 704 amino acids.
GCAAAUUAUGUUUGUCGCGUGUGUAAUCAGCCGGGGCAUUUGAAGAAGAUGUGUCCUAGGUUACAGAUGAGCGUUAGUACACACAAGAAUGACAUACAAGGCGAAGCAAACAGCGAUUUCAGCGAUGAGAUACCGUGAAGUAUUUGCGGAGGGGCUCGGGCGGUACACGGGUGGCGAGGUGAGUCUGCGGGUGCGCGAGGGCGCGAGGCCCGUGUUCCUGCGCGCGCGACCGCUGGCGUACGCGCUGCGCGAGCCGGUGGAGCGCGCGCUGGAUCAGCUGGAGCGCGACGGCGUCAUCACGCCGGUAGACUCGUCGGACUGGGCCACACCGAUCGUACCCGUCGUCAAGACGGACGGAACCAUUAGGGUAUGUGGAGAUUUUAAGUCUACGCUUAAUAAAUGCCUGGAGGUAGAUCGUUUUCCAUUACCUAGAGUAGAGGAUUUGUUAACCAAGCUAAAUGGAGGGGAAAAGUUUACCAAAAUUGACUUGUCCCAGGCAUAUGCCCAGUUUGUCCUGGAUGAGCGCUCUAGACCUUAUACAGUUAUCAACACACACCGAGGGUUGUAUAGGUAUAAUAGGUUAAUUUACGGGUUGUCCUCGAGUCCUGGCAUUUUCCAGCGAAAACUGGAACAGAUGUUUGCCGAUCUUCCCAGAGUAGGAGUGUUCUUAGAUGACGUUAUUUUGACGGGAACGAACGACCAAGAGCACAUAGAAACAUUGCAUAAAGUGCUAGAUAGGUUGCAGAAGUUUGGCUUAAAAAUUAAAAAAGAAAAAUGCAAAUUUUUCGCCACGUCGGUCACUUAUUUAGGUUAUGUAGUGGAUAAAGAGGGCAUCCAUACAAAUCCGGACAAAAUAAAAGCUAUCGAGCAGGUACCUACUCCUACUGGCGCAACAGAGUUGCGAGCGUUUUUAGGUAUGGUCAUGUAUUACGCGAAAUUCGUUAAAAAUAUAAGUUCCACGUUGGCACCUCUGUAUGCGUUACUAAGAAAGGGAGUAAAAUUUGAGUGGUCCGAACAAUGCAGGGAAGCAUUUUGCGAGGUAAAAAAAUUAUUGGCAAGUAGUACCGUAUUAGUGCACUAUUCCCCGGGGUUACCGGUGGUACUAACCACGGAUGCGAGUAGCGUGGGGGUAGCCGGGGUCAUUUCCCAUUUGAUGCCAGACGGAAAGGAAAGACCAAUUGCAUACGCUUCGCGGUCAGGGUGGCCCUCUCACAACUCGCACGCCGAUCUACAACCCUAUUUCAUAAGGAAGAACGAGUUAUACUUAGACUCUGGUUGCGUUAUGUGGGGUUAUAGGAUUAUUAUUCCGCCGGGACUUAGGGAACAAAUCCUUCAGGAACUACAUGUAGGACACCUAGGAAUAGUAAAAAUGAAGGCCGUUGCCCGAAGCUACGUGUGGUGGCCCGGUAUUGAUGCCGACAUCGAGGCGUGCUGUGCGGGUUGUCACACGUGCGCAGUGGAGGCACCGGCGCCGCCGCGCGCGCCGGUUAAGCCGUGGGAGUACCCCGGGGAGGUAGUUUCGGACAACGGGCCUCCAUUUACUAGCAGGGAGGUGGAUACCUUCAUGCGAUAUUAUGGUAUUACUCAUACUUUUACACCCGCAUACCACCCGGCAUCAAAUGGGGCCGCCGAGACAGCUGUUAAGUUGUGCAAAAGGGCGCUCAAAAAGGCAGUUAGAGAUCAAGUAGACGUGGAAGAGGCUCUUCAGGAAUAUUUGAUGGCGUAUAGGAAUACUCCCCACAGCACCACAGGACAAACACCGGCCAUGCUUCUCCAAAGGCGGGCAUUGCGUUGCCGUCUGGACAUGUUACGGCCUGGUCGCGGGCUCGAGCAGCGUGUGGAGGCGGCACAAGAAAGGCAGGUGCAGCAGGCGGGGGGUACAGAUAGGGCGUUCCGGAUAGGAGACCUUGUGUGGUUUAGGGAUUACAGCUCGGGGGAGAAAUGGCUUAAAGGGAAGGUGGAUAGCUUGAUAGGUUCUAGGACUGUGUUAGUGGUAAAGGAAAACGAUUUAUCAACUAGGUUUAAGAGGCAUGUAGAUCAAGUUAGAGCGCGAUCACCAGUUUCCGCGUUGGCGUGGCCUGGUCCGAUGGAUCAUCCUGGAAUCACCCAACUACCACCGAUGCCACCCGUGCCGUCGUCAGUGCAGAGGCCUCGUCGGAAUGUACCGCCGGUUGAUCACUAUGGUGAUCCUCUUUUAUAUUAG